Messenger RNA from Serinus canaria (Common canary), 7546 nucleotides. It is a transcript of the gene LYRM9, whose product is annotated as LYR motif containing 9. The transcript is spliced from 5 exons. Lineage: Eukaryota; Metazoa; Chordata; Aves; Passeriformes; Fringillidae. The coding region runs from base 155 to 433 and encodes 92 amino acids. The record is from RefSeq and is a predicted model, not a curated record.
CGGAGCGCUGCCCCGCGUGACGGAUGAGGAAGCGGCUUUUGCGCCCGCCCACAGGCGGCAAGGGGCCAAUGGGCGGAGGAGAUCUGCUGACGGACGGCGAACGAGACCAAUAGCAGCUCGGGGCGGGGUGAGUUCCCUCACGCUAUGAAUCUGCAUGCUUGGGGACUGCAGUGUCUUUGGAGCCGCGGGCCCGGCCAUGUCCCCGCUGCCGGAGGCGGAGCUGGUGCGCAGCUCGGUGCAGCUGUACCGGUACCUGCUGCGCUGCUGCCGCCGCCUGCCCCCGGGCCCCAUCCAGCAGCACUACAGACACGCCAUCCGGCAGAGUUUCAAAGUCCAUGCUGAUGAAGAUGAUCCUGAGCGAAUCCAGCAGAUCAUUAAGAGAGCCAUUGAAGAUGCUGACUGGGUGAUGAAUAAAUAUAAAAACCAGAAGUAGAAGAGGAAGGAUGAAACCGAGGAGGACAUUGGUAAACAUCCUUAGAGGACUUGCAGUCAAGCCCAGUACUGUAAUAGCAUUAUUGCCUGAAGUUUUCUCUUGGAUAAUAUAAACACAAUCAUUUCACUGGGAUGUCAUGAAGCUAAAUUAAUAUUUCUGAAGAAAUUCAAUUUUGUAAAUUACUUUGUAUAAUCAUGAACUUCUAAGUUAAAGCCCAAGCUUGCCUAACAUUUGAGUAACUUAUUCCAUAAUACUGUUGGGCCUGGAUCAACCCUAGCAGUGUGUGAUAACGCUUGUUGUGCAGGUUCUUUGGGGACAAGGCACCCCUGCAUCAGUCGCUGUGGAUUUGGGGACUGAGUGUUUCAUCCCCUUGUGUGUGACGCUGGUUAUGGCUGGCACUCUGCUGGGUCACAUCGGCCUCUAUAGGACAGUCGGUGUUGUCAGAGUGCCCGCUGAGUGGGGUCAGUGCCCGUUCAGCCGGGUCAGUGCCCUGUGCCAUGCUCUGCAAUUCAGAGGCUUCACAAGGCCUUGCAGCACAUAAUGAAUGUUCUUUAAGCAGGGGGUCUGUGUCCCUGCGGAGCAGCCCGCCCCGCAGUGCCGGGCUGUGUUUCCCGAGGGAGGCCAGCUGGGCACAGGCCCCGGGCGUGCCCGCCGUGCCCGCCCGGCUGCAGUUGCGGCGGGCCGCCUGCAGGUGGCGGUGCCGCCCGGCGCCGCUGUCCCGCGGGCAGGGCAGGGCAGGGCAGGGCAGGGAUGAACUCCGGGCUCGCCAGAGGCGAGGAGAAUUUGGCAGGACUGCACCAGAAAUGGGGCCGCCACUGAAAUCCACAGAGUAUUCUAUCAAAAAACUUCCUUUUCUCUGCUAACUCUCCUCUCCUGGAAUUCCUGCUCUCUGUUACACUUCCCUGGGCCAUCGCCACUACUGUUCCUCUUUCUGCUCCCAUGUCUUUCAUGUCACCCUUAUGCACCCUUAACUUUUGUUGUCUUUGUUUUCCCUAUUCCUUAAUGAUGUUCUUAUCUUGUCUCUCUACCCGCCUUAUUUCUCCUCCUCAAGUCCUUUUCUGCACCAGAUGAUACUCAGUAUUAUGCUGGAGCCAGCCUUCUGCUUAACUUCAGAUAAAGCAGGAAGGUAAUAGACUUUCUCAACAGAGUAGGUGUUUCUCCAUGUGAGGAAAGCCACUUGUCUUUCUAACUAGGUACAUUUUUUUUUUAAAUUGCAGCCAUUCUGGUUUAAACUUUCAAAAUAAUUUUGUGCAAGGCAGAGCACAGAAAUCUUCAACCUUGGCAGUUGACAAGGAAUAUCCAGUAUGAUCUUGAAGACUAAUAAAAAAGCUCAAGCAUUUUUUGGUAGAAGUUCUCUGAAUGUGCUUCUUCUGAUCAAGACCAGCAAACAGGUGACCUGUGCUGUUCUCCAGGUCUGUUCUGUGAGUGUGGUCAGUAGCAUAGAGAUGCACUGAAUUUUGUAUCACUGCAAUAGUGAUUAAAAACUCUUAGGCUUAGUGAGAUUAACAGUGUAUGGUAGCAUGGCAGUUUCCUGAACUUUAAAUGUGGAGUGAUCACACCCCUCUAUGCCUUUAAUUGACUUUUGGUAGUGUGAGAUGUAAUAUUUUGUUCAGUUACAAAAAGGAUAAUUGCAUGUGUUUAAAUCAUUCUUAUAUGCCUGUUAUUUAAUUUAUGGCUAGUUCAAGAGGGAAAGGACCAUAGAGCUGGAAGUUACAGCCAUGGCUUGUCUGCAGCUCCAGAUGUCUGAGGUGCCAGCUGGGAUAUGGGAGCAUCAGACCAAAGGUAUGGUAGUAGGGUUUGGAAAGUGAUAGAGCAUUCAGUUUUCAAUAGGCUACAGAUGGGGAACAUGGUUGGUGAGGCUGGAGACAUCAUGACUGAAUAUAUUGAUAGUAGUGAUUCAGCUACAGGCAUGAGGAGAAGUCUGAAGGACUUUUGUACAAACUUAAUCUGGUUUUCGAAGUAAAAAGACUUCUAGUAGAGUCAAAGAUAACUUUGUUUUCUCAAUAUCCAAGUAAUUUUCCUGCUGGUGAGGAGAUAUGAUGCUAACAACUAUUUACUUCCUUGCAAUAGUAACCCCAAUACCUCAGACAUGUUUCUGUAAUGACUGGACUGAAGAGUCCUUCAGCUGCAGAGCUCAGGCUUUUAUGUUUUCAGGACAUUAUACAAAUUCCAUUCUCCAGCAACAUAAUUUGAGACCAAAGAUGUUAUAGUAACCCAGAUGUAGAUGAGAACCUGAACUCUGAAAUGGGUUUUGGGCAGAGCUUCAGUACUUUUGACCAAAAUUACUAUUCCAAAAACUUCUUCUCAGAAGUCAUUUGACCCUGGAGUUGUCCAAAUUUAUCCCUCACUGACCUGCCUGACCUGAGACUUACACAGUGAGUUCUCUUCACCUGUGUUUGAGCAGCUCUCUGCCUCUCUGCCCCCCAGCACUGCUGAGCCUGAAGAGCUGUUCCCUAUUCCCUUGGUGCUGCUGUGCUGGCAAUUACUGCCCAUGGGGACAAAGGCACAGUCACAGGCAGUGUCCUCCCAGGUUCUGCUGUGGCAAUUGGGUAGAAAAUAGCAACCCCAAAUACACUGGUGCACCUGUGUUCCCAUUUUCAGUCCUCCAGAAUCUCUGACCAUAAAGAUGGUGGGUAAAUGAGGCUGGGUUGUGUUCUGUAAUUAUUUUUGAAGAGUUUAAAAAGCUCAUGAUGCUCACGAGGCUGCUGACAGAGCAAGGGAUAAUGUCAGUAAAAGGAAACAAGUGUAUUCAUAGGCUUCAGUUUCUUUUACUGCAAUGAGGAACCCAUUUCUGUGCCAGUUCUGGUAAGUGAUGAGCCGUUGAUAGGUGAUUGCAGUAACCCCUAAACACUGCCAAAAACACUUUUGCAGCUAGUUCCAGUAGGAUCUUGAGUCAAUAACUUCUUCUGGGUACUCCAAAGUUAUGAGUUUAGUGAAAUUAAGAGUUCAAACAUUGUAUGCGGGCAGCUCUUGAUUAAGGUAGUGAGGGUUUCACUGGAGGCUUGUUAUGCAAGGGCAAGACAAACAUUAAGACAAAGACAGUGGGACACUUCUGAUUAAUAAAGUGAUAUCAUGCUUUACAUUCUUGAAGUAUAGAGAAUUAAUAAUUUAAAUCACUUUACAGACUUACCAACAUCCAGUCUAAGGCCAGAACCAACACUGGAGCUAUACUUUCUGUUUUGUGUAUACACAGCCUUGGAAACCUAAAGCUGAAAUUGUGUGUGAAUGAUCUGUACAUUACAAAUAGGGAAGCAACAUGUCAAAAGAUGGAGAAGUAGCAGUGGGUUGGUCAAUGUAUUUUUAGUGUUUGUGUUCCUGCUCUUAAGUCCACAGAGAAAUGGUAAAGACCACUUUGGUUAUUAGUAGCCUUGGAGCCUCACGCAGAAGUGUCCUGUGUAGUGAAAUUCUUUCCCUUUUAUUUAUUUUUGUAAUUCAUUUAUUCGUUUCAGGUUUUGGUACGGACGAGAUUGUAAAUUCCUGUUUUAUGUAGUAUCCAGGAUAGCAUUCCACUCUUCACGUGGCCAGAGACAAAUACACUUCUGAUCACAUUCUUGUGUCAGACGUGUUACUGAUUUCCAUUCACACUGCCACCAAAGUCAUUUGAGCCCUGUGGAGACUGAAUAGAAUAUUUCCAACCCAGGCCAGGCCUUGCUUAGCACCAUUUGUCAGUAAUGGAAUAUUCUUUAAAUCAUUCUUUAGCACUUUGUAAACUUCCUCACGUGGUGGGUUAUGUCACAGGCAUUGCUUUUUGUUUAGGGACACUUGAGCAUAAGGACAUGAUGCUAAACAAAAAUCUCAACUCUGUGGUAUUUGGCUCAUUUUCAAAUGUCAUAAGGAAGUAAUCUUUACUGUGAUGCUGUAAAGAGGAGGAAUGCACGCUAUUUCUGGGAGAAACAAAUAAUAUUCUCUCACAUCCUUUUUAGAGGAAACAGUUUCUUAUUUGUAAAAGCUUUUAACAUGGCAUUAUAAAUUGUGCCUUCAUAUAAAACUUUGAUAAGCUGCAAACUGAAUGGGCAGCACGUCUGUGAGUCUAAAAUACUCAAUAUCAUAAUAUCUAUUCAUUGUGAGACUCCCUGACCUGAUACUGUAAGAAAGAGUCGUUAGAGCUUUAUGCCCCACAAUGUCAUGGCCCUCAGUGUCACUCCAAAGACAGGGGAGAUUUGGGGUGAGCAGUAUCUUGGCCAGAGCAGUCUAAAGCAAGUCUCUGACACGAACCUGCACUGCCCACUUGGUCUGUCCCUUUCCUGCAGCAUUGCCUGCUGCUCAGAGCCGAUGUACCUCUGCUGGAGCACGAUCCAGCUGGUGCAUCUUUCAACUUUUCUAUUAUUUGAUUAAUUUAUCUUAUACUUCUGUCAAGCCAAGUUUUAUGAAAUAGUGUUAACUGAAAUAUACACCAGUCAUCAAGUACUCCUUUCAGCUUGUGAUUAAGCAGGGCAGACACAUUCACUUGAAAAAAAACCCUGUUCUUUGAGGACUGUUUUCUGUUUUCCUCAUAAUUGUGUUUGAUAUUUAAAAUAGGUUUUUUAAAGUUUAGAAGCAGAGGGAGGCAUCUGUCACUUGCACCUAAGAGCUUAACAGUGUUUGUGUUUGUCAUUGGGGGAGAGGUCCCUGGCAUUGCUCACUGCACUUGUAGAGUCUGAAGAGGAAAGUUCUGCACCUGCUGUUUGCUGUCUUCACCUGUGGACACUGAACUUACCCCUUCUGUAACUACCUACCUGGGUGACUUUUCCCCCAGAAGAAUCUGCCUUCAUGUUCUGCAUGAAUCCGUUCUGAAAAGGAUUCAUUUGAUUUUUGUUUUUUUAAUCAGCAGCUUCUGAGCCAGCUUGGUUUGUGUGCUUCACAGAAUCAUUCAGGCAAAAGACCUCCCAGCCCAUGGAGUCCAAGCUGUGCCCAAUCCCCACCUUGUCCCCAGCCCAGGGCACUGAAUGCCACCUCCAGCCCUUCCUUGGACAUCUCCAGGGAUGGGCGCUCCAAACCUCCCUGGGCAGCCCCUGCCAUUGCUUGACAACCCUUCUGUGAAGAAACUCCUUCUGAUGUCCAACCUGAUCUUCCCCUGGCACAGCUUGAGGCUAUAUCACUAACCCAUAUGAAAUAUUUUCCUCCAGCUGCAGCUGCACAGCUUCAGACUGAGUGGCCUCAUUACCUUUGGGCUGCCUUCUGCUGGGGUUCAGCAUCAUCUCUUUAAAAAACACUGCACUUAAUAUCUUUUUAUUGUUACUCCUUAUAUUUUGCACCAUCUCUGGUAUUAAUUCUUGUUCGGAAGAGUUUAAAACUGCUGGUGUUUUGAUUAUAUUCUCCCCUUCUACAGAAUGGAUUUUAAAAGAUGCAAAAUUGACAAUAAAUUCUUGUGGCUGAUGAGGUUGACUUACAUUCUGCAUUAAAUAAAAUCACAUAAGAUCUGGGAUUUUCUCAGUCUUACUUCAAUUUCUUAGCAGUCAUUUCAUCUACAGAAAGUGGUCUGUGUCUCAGCUAGUGCGAAACGAGGAACAAGGAAAACUGAAAACAAAUGGCAAACAGAAGUUAGUCUGGAAAAUAUUGUGUCAUGAUGGUGGGAACAGGCAAAGGUUGUAUAUUUUGGAGCCACCUUCCUUAUAGUGAGUCAAUAUGGGGACUGACUUUUCUUGCUUAAAAAUAGAGUAUUUUGGUUUUCACAACUGCAAGGGCUGCUUUCUCUUUUAUUUUCUGUUUUCCCCUCCCAUUUCUAGAGGUCACAUAAAUGAUGUGUUAAACAACAGUUUACAGUACAGAAUGCAGACACCUGUUGAGUCUUGGAACUUUCUCUUCCCCAAGUGCUUUGUUGAGUUUGUCCUUUUCCUGGCUGAAAGUAUCUCACAGAGUACAUUGCAGCUUUCUGGCCAAGAUUUCCAAAGUAAUUCUCAGAUUGCCUUUGAGGUGUUUAACCUUUAAAAGGCACACAGCAGCUCUCAGACAGGUUGGGACUCGGGACAAACGGCAGCAAAUUGCUUAUUCUCUCCUAGCAUGGCUCUGAGGUAGGGUACUGACAUGGUAUUGAUCAGUUUACAACUGUUUCAGAAACAUUGUUUAAAAAUACCAAGAUCUCCAAAUCCUGCUCUCCUGACUGACUGAAUAGAGCCUGUAGGAUGUCUCAGUGACAUUAUACCAAGUCUGGUUAUUUCUAAUUGAUUAAAUGCAGUAAAAAGGCAUCCAGGGUUAAUUAUGAAAUUUGAGACAGAGAGCCAGUCCCUGCACUCUAACUUCAUUAUCCUCAUAAGCAAAGGUGCAGAUUUUAUAGCUGGCGUAAUUAUACAAAGAAUAUACACAAUAUGAGUGGUAUUUAGCAUAAAAAGUAACGAAUACAAUCCACGUCUGGUUGAGAGGAACAGAACCACAAACCCUUUGAUGUAACAAUGAGGCUUUGAAAGGAAUAGAUUGGGUACAGUACUGAACCUGUAAUCUGCUCACUUUAUUGCACUAUAUGGGGAGAGCCUUAUUUAUUUACUACAUAGGAAGUGUUUUCAAUUUUAUAAGUACCUGAAAGAAAUUGCAGCUCAUAGUUAUGUAGCUUUGCUCCACAGAACUCCGUAACACUCGUAAGAACCUCUGGAAUUCAUAGGGACUGUCUGUUAAAUGGGAGACACCUAUCUUGCCUUCAUGAUCUAUCAAAUUCUGUCUUGGUCUGUACUAACAAAGGCAGUCUGGAUAUUGCUUAUCAGGAUGUUUACUUUCCAUGCUGUUCUUGGGUUCUGAGCUGAAGCCACUGGAAUCAAAGGCAAAGGCUCCCAUGUACACUCCAUGAUUUCAGCUGUAUUCACCAUCUUAAACCAUUUUGCACUACCUGCAAUACUCAGAGUAGUUGCCUGUGCUCAAUCAUGGUUACCAGAAUUAAAAGUGAAACAGUUUUGUUUUUUCAGUUUACAAAACUUAGUGUCUGUAGCAGCAUGGAUGGACAAGUUCAAGAGGUGGGUGUGAUGCUGAAGGCAAAUAUAUUCUCCAUAAAUCAGCUUGGAAUCUGGGCCCAAAGGCAUCAUUUUAUGUGAGGGGAAGGCAGAAAGAAUUCUGAAGUUUUGUUGUCCAGUAAUUAGUUGCUUUCUUUUCCCAUGUUCAUAUGCUCUUUUGGAAAAAUAAAUAUUAAAAAUUCUGCUGCUGCCUUUA